AUGGUUGACAACAUCUUAAUGGACUUUUCAAAGGACUUAACUUUGGUAAUCUACUUUGAUCUCAAGGAUACUGUUGUUUCUGUGGUCACCGUCUAAUUAUUUUAGACGGAAAAAAACAAUAAAGAGGAAAAUCAAAUUAAACUUUUUUUUAAAGAUACUGAGUCCGGACGGGACAUGUAUAGAUACUACAAACUCGGUGUUAUUUUCACAACAGACUACUACCGAACUGAUUGA
This is a messenger RNA of Stylonychia lemnae, 234 nucleotides long. Lineage: Eukaryota; Ciliophora; Spirotrichea; Sporadotrichida; Oxytrichidae. The record is from the annotation of a GenBank genome assembly.